AUGCUGAAGUUUUGGUAUUUUUUCCUCUUGUUACAUUUGCUCAUCCAGCAGCUUGAUGCUAACCCUGGGCUCAAAGUGAGGAUCACACAGAAAGGGCUGGACUAUGGCAAGAGGAUCGGGCUGGAGAUCCUGAAGCAAAGAAUAAAAGAAGAAAGCUUCCCAGAUUGGAGUGGCCAGGAGAAAUCUGGAGUUGGCGAUGUGGACUACACAAUUUCAGGGGUAAGAAUUAACACCAUUGAAUUCCCAGAUGCUUCCGUAUCCCUCAUACCUGGGAUUGGGAUUAAACUAUCAACUCAACGUGCUUACGCAACCCUCAGUGUGAACUGGAGCAUCAGGACCUGGUUGUUCAAAGACAGCGGAAGUGGUACAGUGUCCAUUUCAGGAGUAUUUAUUACAGCAGUCUUUACCAUGUCACAAGAUAGCACAGGUCACCCAUCAAUGUCACUGGAUAGCUGCCAGAUGAGUAUUAGGGGUGUGGAAGUCAAGCUGAAUGGAACAAUCAGCUGGCUCUAUAAAUUCUUUACUAAAUACCUGGAGAAGCCCAUUCAAAGGAGCUUGGAUACACAUUCAUGUCCAAACAUCAGACAAGGGAUCCAGCAGAUUGAUGCACAGCUCAGAACGCUUCAGGUCCCAACCCAGAUCGAUGCCUUUGCCCAAAUAGACUACUCCCUAGUUAACUCUCCAGGAGUCUUCCAAUCAUACAUUGAUCUGGACUUAAAGGGCGCAAUCUAUCCAGUUGGAAAUUGGACUGACCUUGCCUUUGUACCAGCUCCCUUCAUUCUCCCAGACAAAAGUGAUUCCAUGCUUUACUUUGGCAUCUCUGAGUAUUUCUUUAGGUCUGCCUCGCUGGCUUAUUACACAGCAGGGGCCUUCAACAUCACCAUCGUAGAAGAGCUUUCCAGUUAUUUUAAUGUAACGACGGAGACAUUUGGCAGCAUCAUUCCUGAGAUUGCCAAGUAUUAUGUAGAGGCAUGGCCCGCAAUGUUGAACCUGAGGGCUGCUGCUGCACCUGUGGUCAGUUUACAGACAGACACCUUUACUCUAGAAAUCUGUGCCACCAUGGAGGUGCUUGCUGUCCUGCCGGACUCAACCACCCAAUCCAUCUUUACAGUGAACAUAAUAGCGAACACCAGUGCCAGUCUGACUAUAUUUGAACAGAAGCUGAUUGGCUCAUUAUGUCUGAACAGAUUCCACCUCUUCUUGGCCGACUCCAGUGUUGGGUUCUUUGAGGUCUCACUUUUGGACAAUUUCCUGUCUUACGUUUUACGGAAUGGAGUAAUCCCAGCAGCCAAUGCUAAACUGAAGAAAGGAUUCCCUCUUCCUAACCUGGACCAAAUUACCCUCCUCAGACCUGUUGUUAAAGUUAAUGAGGGUUAUCUGCUGAUUUCCACUGAUAUUGACUACAAACUCUAAGGAAGGAGAGCUCAUUUGGAUGAUCAGGAAGUUCCCAA
Malaclemys terrapin pileata is the source of this 1451-nucleotide messenger RNA. Its product is annotated as BPI fold-containing family C protein-like. The transcript has 15 exons. The record is from RefSeq and is a predicted model, not a curated record. Lineage: Eukaryota; Metazoa; Chordata; Testudines; Emydidae. Gene Ontology annotation, molecular function: lipid binding. Bases 1 to 1413 code for a protein of 470 amino acids.